Drepanopeziza brunnea f. sp. 'multigermtubi' MB_m1 is the source of this 939-nucleotide messenger RNA. RefSeq lists its product as uncharacterized. Lineage: Eukaryota; Fungi; Ascomycota; Leotiomycetes; Helotiales; Drepanopezizaceae. The record is from RefSeq and is a predicted model, not a curated record.
AUGGCACCCACAAAGCAGACACGCACCCUCCCAAAAUUGACCAUGCCUACCACGCCCCCUGCCGCAACCAUAGCCAAUGGCACAGUCGCCCACCAGCCUUAUUCCUGCAACAUCUUUGCCCAGACUGACACCUACGACUUCGCGUACUCGGCCGGCGUGCCGCCGCAGGAGUGGAGCGGCAGCUGCCCGAGGUUCAUGUGGGAGGUGAGAGAGCAGCGCCAGAUGGAAGGCCCGAGGGAAGAUGCGAAGGGGGAGGGCGGUGGGCGUGCGGGGAGUGUGGUAGAGGUUGGGAGUAUGGGAAUUGGGAUGGAGAAGGGCCCAGAAGUUAUUGUGGAGCUUGUGAGGGUCGCGCGGGGUGUUGGUGAUGAUGAGGAGGGAGUGGAGGGGCUGGGGCUGGGCGAUCCAGGAGAAGGGAAGAAGACGGGCGGGAGCAGACGCGCAGGAAGGUGUGGAAGGGGGUGGUUUUGCGGGUUUGGAAUUUGUGUUGUGUACCGAAAGAUAUCACCACUCCCUCUGCAUCGAUCAUCGAUCGAGAUGGCCCAGAGUCUAACCAGUCCUGCCAUCUACCACCUUACCAGGAGGCGGCUGAGCAGCCACAUCCUGCUCGACGUGCCCUGCAUGGCUGUAUUCCAGUCCAGAAAGGACAACCCAGGUUGGCACAAUGCACAACAAGGUCAUGCCAAAAUUGACCCCAAUACUCGCGAAUCCACUCGCGUUGGGUGCCGUCUGCAUGCUGCAACUCAUCCAGCUCCCGACGACGAUGGUGAUGAUGCAGGUGAAGGCGAUCUUGGCGCGCGUCUUGACGGUGAUCGAUUGGCGGUCCAGAAGGCCGGCGAUCAGGAAGGAGCUGAGCUGAAGAUGCCGGCGAAGUUGGUGAAGAAGGAUGAAAAGGCGUGGGAGCGCACGGUGAAGUACUGGGUCAGAAAGGUGCUGGUGUAG